Hypanus sabinus (Atlantic stingray) is the source of this 2450-nucleotide messenger RNA. It is a transcript of the gene rpusd1, whose product is annotated as RNA pseudouridine synthase domain containing 1. The coding region runs from base 190 to 1092 and encodes 300 amino acids. Gene Ontology annotation, molecular function: RNA binding; pseudouridine synthase activity. Gene Ontology annotation, biological process: pseudouridine synthesis. NCBI's taxonomy places the organism in Eukaryota, Metazoa, Chordata, Chondrichthyes, Myliobatiformes, Dasyatidae. The record is from RefSeq and is a predicted model, not a curated record. The transcript is spliced from 7 exons.
CCGGAAGCUUAGUGCCGUUGACGGGAGAAAUUUAAGGGCUGUUGGACUAACAUUGAUUUCCACAGAAAAAAGGGAUUUAUCAAAGGUGAAGAGGUCUGUCAGGGCCAGGUGAAUGACAGAUGCUGUGGUAUCAGUCCUAGAGCAGCCCGAUCAUAACCACAUUGGACUGCUGUUAGGUGGCUUGGUGAUAUGGAACCUGCUAGUAUUGGGGACCUGUGUACUUUGUACCAGAGCACAGAUUUCCUGGUGGUGAAUAAGCAUUGGGAUAUCCGCAUUGACAGUAAGAUGUGGUAUGAGACUCUCACAGUUCAGUCUCAGCUGAAGCACCGAUUUCCUGAGCUCGCUGACCCAGAUACCUACUAUGGGUUUAGAUUUUGUCAUCAGCUGGAUUUCUCCACCAGUGGAGCGCUGUGUAUUGCUCUCAAUAAGAUGGCAGCUGCCAAGGCCUAUCGGUGUUUCCGUGACCGUCUGGUAACCAAGAUUUACCUAGCUCUGGUCAGAGGUCACAUUUCUUUGGACAGAAUGACCAUAAAUCAUGCAAUUGGUAAAAAUACAACAAAAGGAAUGACACACAUGAUGUGUACUGAAGGAAUGCCCGGUUGUCAAAAUCCCAAGCCUUGUCAGACUGAGCUGACUGUUCUGGAAAGAGGUCUCUACAGUGGAGAUCCAGUUACAAAAGUACUCCUCCAACCAUUAACAGGUCGGACGCAUCAGCUGAGGGUUCACUGCAGUUCUGUGGGGCAUCCCAUAGUGGGUGACUUCACCUACAGUUUCAAGACAGAUAGCAAGCCUUAUCGUAUGAUGCUUCAUGCCUAUUACCUGCGGAUUCCAGUGGAAGGAGAGUUAGUAGAGGUGACCACGCCUGACCCCUUCACACCCGUGAUGGACAGCAAUUGGGAAAUGGGAUUGUAUGUCAAUAAUCUACAUAAUAUAAUCAGGGAAGUAAAAUUGAAAUGUGUGACAGAUCUGUGUGAUAGGAAUUCUGUUCUUGGAGUUGAGGCUGAAAAAUUACAAGUAAAAAAGUAUAGUGAAGAGACAAAGGAAGAAAGAGAAAAGUGUCUGGAGUGGUUAAAUGAGUGGGCAGUAAGUUAAUAUUUAUUUUAUUUUUGUAAUGAAAAGGGUUUUGCCUUGAAAUUGCAAAUCAGAGACAUAUAUGGUGGUUUCUUGGCUGGAUUGUUAGAACACCAUUGUUGACCAAAUAUCUAGGGGCAUCCAGAUUUGCUGUGUACCUAUAUUGUUUUGUUAGUUCUGACCAGUCUCACCCCAUGUGUCUCAUGUUUAUAGGAUUAACGUCUCUGUUGACAUCCUCAUCUUCAGAUUUAUUUAUGAAAUUUUUGGUGAAUGUUUUUGAAAGCUGUUCCUCUUCUUCAGCUAACAUGAGCCUUGAUGACCACACAACCACAGAAAUCUGCUAUUGACAUGAUUUCAGUUAACUAUAGAUUUUUAAAAAUAGGCUUUUAAAAUAACAAAAUUUCCCUGUAUAAGAGGGAAUCUAAUUUCUUUUAAGGUUAAGAUUUUUUUAAAAGAUAAUAUAAUAUUUAUGUUGAGAAUUUGGGGAGGGGAGUUAGCAGGUGCAGAAGAUCCUGGCUCCAGACCAUACGUCGCCUCUUUUAUUGGUUUUCACUGAGUACUGAGCAUCACGCUUGUCUAGAGAGUCAUCUUUUACUCCAAUUCAUUUAUGAUCAUCGCCUCCUUUGGAGUUUUACCGCAGCAUAUAGUACAUUGGCAGUCCCCGUAUCAACAUUCUCUGUGAUUUCUUUGGUUCAUUAUUCUAUCUCCACAAAAUGCUUCUUUUCUUGCCACUUUCCCAUGGAAACAGCUGCCCUUUUAACUCUACCUUUUCUAUUAUACAGGGACCCAAACAGCCCAUCUAGGAUGUGAAGCAUCAAUUCACCUGCUCUUCCUCAAAUUUACUGCACUGAAUUGAGUACUCAAGUUUUGGUCUCCUGUAGAUAUUGCAGAUUGGUGACCUCUCUUUAUUAUACAAUGCUGAUCCUGAUUCCGUUCUCCUGUCAUUUAAAUUUUCUGCUUCUACUAUGUCUUAUCAGCCUCCUACAUUGCUUCAGUGAUGUUUAAAGUGACCUUGAGGAACAGCACCUUCUAUGGAGUACAUCAAAGCCAUUGCAACAAAAUAUUGAUACAACAAUAUCAAGAACCACUUAUUUUAUUAAUCUUCACUGAUGUUGAACUUUUUCUGUUUCAAUUAUUUUCCUCCUUUCAUCUCCAACUGCUGAUUUUUUUUGAAUUAUUACCUUGAUGAUAAUUACUUCACCCCGUGCUCUCCUUGGAAAUGAGCAUGCUUGUUUCCUCACCAUUCCAGCUCUAUCGAAAGAAUCCUAAGCAUGUAAUGUGUUUCUUUCUCUAUUGGUGCUACCUGACAUACUGAGUUUUUCUAGCAUUCUCUAUCCUUGUUGCAGAUUUCAACAUCUGCAAUUCCAUUUUUUUUGCUU